Pneumocystis murina B123 is the source of this 503-nucleotide messenger RNA. RefSeq lists its product as hypothetical. The transcript has a single exon. NCBI's taxonomy places the organism in Eukaryota, Fungi, Ascomycota, Pneumocystomycetes, Pneumocystales, Pneumocystaceae. Bases 129 to 458 code for a protein of 109 amino acids. The record is from RefSeq and is a predicted model, not a curated record.
ACAAAAGUGCUUUUUAUUCUCUAAAGAGAGGAUCUUUUUUUCAGGACAACAUCUAUUUCAUUUAUAUUAGACUUUUCAUAUACUUUGUUAAGAAUUAAACGUUUAUUGUAAAAAAUAUUAAAGAUUUCAUGGAAACACGUUUAUUUAUUAAAGAAUAUAACAGUUUUUAUAAAGAAAACAAGGAGAAACUUAAAUCUUUAUGUAUUCAUUUGGAGAGUUAUACAAUAAACAUUGUAACUUUAGAAGAAAAAGAAAUUUUAGUUGAAUGGUCAAUAUUAGGAUGGACAAUCAUUAGCGUAGCAGGAAAAACCAAUGGUUUAAAAAAAAAGACAUAUGAGAGCCUUGAAACCCUUCUGAAACAUGUUAGUUUGGCAUUUGAUGAGCAAUGGAUUGGUAAUUUAUUGAAAAAAUUACUAAAAUAUGAAAAAAGAAACAGGAUAUUAAAUUAUGUACGAUAACGUUAUGUAAAAAGGAUGAAAUGAAACAAAUUAUGUUUUUAAAGA